AAACAUAUGUCGAUGACAAAGGCUAUGUACAAUAUCGUCGCCGGGCACAAGAAGAUGCAUGGAUAGUACCAUAUAAUCCUAUGCUACUCCUAAAACUAGAAUGUCAUAUUAAUUUUGAAAUUGCUUCAACUGUUCACCUAUUCAUGUAUUUAUACAAAUACCUUUUUAAAGGCCCUGAUCACAUAAAUUAUACUAUUAACAAUAAAUUUGAAAAUUCCAGUCAACAACCUAUUAAUGAAUUCAAUGAUUAUAUUAAUGGAAGAUACCUAUCAGCACCUGAAGCAGCGUGGAGAAUAUUUCGUUAUCCUGUAACUACAUCAGAUCCAUCAGUUCUGACACUUCCUAUACAUCUUCAAAAUGCUAACAUCCCACAAUAUCGACGAACUCGAAAUAUUACAUCAACAGCUUCAUUACUAGAUCGUUACUUCCUUAGACCACUAGACUCCCGUUUUAAACAAUUACAUAAUAAUCUAAAUGCUACUGAAAUAACAUUGCAACAAAUAGCUUCCAUGAUUGCAGAACGUGGACGACGUAUGAAAGACUUUGGACUUCCAGAACCAAAUACCUGGACACGAGAAAUAAUUGG
Racocetra fulgida is the source of this 586-nucleotide messenger RNA. The record is from the annotation of a GenBank genome assembly. Lineage: Eukaryota; Fungi; Glomeromycota; Glomeromycetes; Diversisporales; Gigasporaceae.